CGAGAUUUAAAACUUUUGGUAUGUGUUGUGUUUGAUUUAAUUGAAAAAACAAUACAAGAGGAAUAAUUGUUGCUCUUUUUGCAGAGUCAGAUGUCGAAUUUCCAAAGAACAAGAAGCAAGGUCUGGUGGGACUCCGAAGAUGACUAUCCAACAUCAUAUCAAGCACCUAAAACGCCACAAAACGCACAAAAUGUUUCAAACAGCUCUCAAAAUACUACAAAUAAUUUAAAGAAAAACGAGCACACGCCAAUUGAUAACCAAAUUUUACAAAAAUACCUUGCAGAGAACCAGAAUGUACGCGACGUGCCGACUUACUACGAAGAACAACAAUCUGCAUCCCCCAAUCACCAACUUUCUGGUGAUAAAAAUGUAGUGGAAAAUUUAGAUAGUAGUAAAAAUAAUUUAGAAGGUUUUCAAAAUCUUUCUUCUGGUAGUCCCAGGCCAUACCCCAGAAUGUUGAGAGCGGCAAGUCCAGCAAGUCAUAGGAGUCAAGAUUCAGGAUUUUCUGAUAGCGAUUGCUCACCAGCACAAACUGCUCCGAAACCGAUAAAACGAGAAGAAAAUUGGCAGAGAGUCAUUGAAAGUUUGAGGAUAUCUAAAAGUUCCGAUGCAAUAUGCAGCAGAAAUGAUCAAGCAGUGGUAAAUGAUGUAAAAGUAAGUACUUCCAAUGGAAUCGACUUUGAAAGUCAACUUGAUGAAAACUUUUGGAAAAACUUGAAAGCUCCUAAAAAAUCUAAUACCAGUACUCCAAAUACCAUAGCUCAAUUCAAUAGUAUCCAAAAAGGUUUUACACCUGAUUUGCAAAAAAUACAAUUAACACCACUGAAGAAUUUUAUGCAAACGCAUCAAGAUGAUAAAAAAGUUGAACCAAAAAUAAUAUUAUAG
Molecule: messenger RNA, 885 nt
Organism: Ctenocephalides felis (cat flea)
Lineage: Eukaryota; Metazoa; Arthropoda; Insecta; Siphonaptera; Pulicidae
Exons: 2
Coding region: 91-885 (264 amino acids)
Source: RefSeq, a predicted model, not a curated record